AUGCUCACCCUAAUUCUGUUUUCUCGGGCAUUUUGCCUAUUCUACAACUACACUGUUCAAAGAACUAGUCCACAGGAGUACACAAUCCCGUACAACAGCCCCAGGGACGUAAAUCAGGAAUACUCUACCAGAUUCAUCAAAUCUGGUGGACUAUCUGCCUCAGACUACUCGAAGAAGCUGGUUGAGUUGCUUAGGAAGCCAAUUACUGGUGAUGGAGACCCAAUGUUGAGUGAUGAGCUAUUUAAAGAGGGAACUGUGGCCAGGGGCAUUGCUGAUCCAACUCACGACUUUGUUGUUACAGAGAAGAUGACGAAUGAUACGCUAGUGAACUACUUAAAUCAUUAG
This is a messenger RNA of Enterospora canceri, 345 nucleotides long. The record is from the annotation of a GenBank genome assembly. NCBI's taxonomy places the organism in Eukaryota, Fungi, Microsporidia, Enterocytozoonidae.